UUGCAGGCCAAACCUUGGCAAAUAAUCGAAGCAGAUAUAUCGUCAAUUUCGGCAGCAUGUACAAGCGGAUGCAAAGAUGGUGGCGUUGAGCUGAAAACUUAUAUUGACAAACGACUAACCGGUUACCGAAUUGCUCAGAAGUUGAACUGCCCGUACGAACAAACCGGCUGUGUUUACUGUGCACUGUUUUUAUUUGUGUACAUUAUGCACACGGUUUUGUUGCCCUUGGUCUGUUGGGAAGCUGGUUUACGCACAAGGCCCGGUACUUCCAAUAAUUUUCUUCAACAGGCAAAGCUCUAUGGAGAUAGAAAUCCAUUUUCGCGUACGGAGUGA
Molecule: messenger RNA, 333 nt
Organism: Gongylonema pulchrum
Lineage: Eukaryota; Metazoa; Nematoda; Chromadorea; Rhabditida; Gongylonematidae
Source: the annotation of a GenBank genome assembly